Messenger RNA from Lampris incognitus (smalleye Pacific opah), 2202 nucleotides. It is a transcript of the gene sv2ca, whose product is annotated as synaptic vesicle glycoprotein 2Ca. Lineage: Eukaryota; Metazoa; Chordata; Actinopteri; Lampriformes; Lampridae. Gene Ontology annotation, cellular component: membrane. Bases 1 to 2202 code for a protein of 733 amino acids. The record is from RefSeq and is a predicted model, not a curated record. Gene Ontology annotation, molecular function: transmembrane transporter activity. Gene Ontology annotation, biological process: transmembrane transport; chemical synaptic transmission. The transcript has 12 exons.
AUGGAGGACACGUAUGAUAACAGGACUUCCUUGGUGAAGGGGGCCAAGGACAUGGCCAAGGAGGCCAAGCGACAAGCAGUAAAGAAAGUCAACAAGGCAGUGGACCUUGCUACAGAAGAAUACUCAUCCCACCGCAACUACACCCGUUUCCAGGAUGAGGAUGAUGAUGAUGAAGAAUUCUACCACAACCCGCCUGGACAGGAUGGAGGGGGCUACAAUGACAACGAGGAGGGCUCCAGUGACGCCACCGAGGGCCAAGACGAUGAGGAUGAGAUGUAUGAAGGGGAGUACCAGGGGAUCCCCUCGGUGGGGGACAAGCCCAGGAAAGGGAAAGUGGCCCUUGGGCAGCCGGUGUCAGACGCAGUAAGGGACCGGAAGGAGCUAGAGCAGGAAAGGCAGGCCGACGAGGAGGAGCUGGCCCAGCAGUACGAGCUGAUCAUCCAGGAGUGCGGCCAUGGGAGGUUUCAGUGGCAGCUGUUCCUGGUGCUGGGGCUGGCCCUCAUGUCGGACGGGGUGGAGGUGUUCGUGGUGGGCUUCGUCCUGCCCAGCGCAGAGACGGAUAUGUGCAUACCCAACUCCAGCUCUGGCUGGCUAGGCAGUGUUGUGUACUUGGGGAUGAUGGUCGGGGCCUUCUUCUGGGGAGGCAUGUCUGACAAAGUCGGUCGCAGACAGUGCCUCCUCAUCUGCAUGUCCACGAAUGGCUUCUUCGCGUUCCUGUCCUCUUUUGUCCAGGGAUAUGGCUUCUUCCUGCUGUGCCGGCUUGUUGCGGGUUUUGGGAUAGGGGGCGCUGUGCCCAUUGUCUUCUCCUUCUUUGCAGAGGUGCUGUCCAGAGAGAAGAGAGGAGAACAUCUCAGCUGGCUUUGCAUGUUCUGGAUGAUUGGAGAGAUCUAUGCAUCUGCUAUGGCCUGGGCGAUCAUACCACACUAUGGAUGGAGUUUCAGCAUGGGUUCAGCCUACCAGUUCCACAGUUGGAGGGUAUUUGUGGUGGUCUGUGCCCUGCCCUGUGUCUGUGCAGUAGUGGCUCUCACUUUCAUGCCUGAGAGUCCGAGGUUCUACCUUGAGGUGGGGAAGCACGAUGAGGCAUGGAUGAUCCUCAAACAGAUCCAUGACACCAACAUGCGUGCACGUGGGCAACCAGAAAAAGUCUUCACUGUGAACAGGAUCAAGAUCCCAAAGCAGCUGGAUGAGCUUGUAGAGAUGGAGUCAGAGUCUGGCAACCCUGUUUCCAAGGUUCUCUUCAGGAUCAAGGCUGAAAUACGUGGUAUCUAUCUGAAUCUCAUCAAGUGUUUCAAUUACCCUAUGCGAGAAAACAUGACUCGGCUAGCCAUAGUGUGGUUCACACUGUCUUUUGGGUACUACGGCCUGUCGGUCUGGUUCCCCGAUGUCAUCAAACACCUCCAGGCAGAUGAGUACGCCUCCAAGGUGAAGACCCACAAUGAUGAACGUAUCGAAGAUUUCACAUUCAACUUCACCCUGGAAAACCAGAUACACACCAACGGCCUCUUCAUCAAUGACAGAUUCAUCAGCAUGAAGCUGAAGUCAGUCACCUUCAUUGACUCUACUUUCCGGAACUGCUACUUUGAAGAUGUGACAUCCGUGGGUUCCUUCUUCCGUAACUGUACUUUCACUGGAGCGUUCUUUUUCAACACAGAUAUCGACGACUCCAAAUUGAUUGAUGGCACAGAGGUGAUCAACAGCACCUUCAGCCACAACAAGACAGGCUGCCAGAUGACGUUUGAUGACGACUACAGCGCCUACUGGGUUUAUUUCAUUAACUUCCUGGGCACCCUGGCUGUGUUGCCUGGCAACAUUGUCUCUGCCCUUCUCAUGGACAAGAUAGGACGCCUGUCCAUGUUAGGUGGUUCAAUGGUGCUGUCUGGUAUCAGCUGUUUCUUCUUGUGGUUCGGCACCAGUGAGUCCAUGAUGAUCUUCAUGCUGUGCCUUUACAACGGCCUAAGCAUCUCAGCCUGGAACUCCCUGGAUGUGGUGACGACCGAGUCCUUCCCCACUGACAGGAGAGGGACAGGUUUUGGCUUCUGCAAUGCUCUGUGUAAACUGGCUGCCGUGAUGGGGAACCUCAUUUUUGGUUCUCUUGUUGGCAUCACCAAGGCCAUUCCCAUCCUCAUGGCCUCAUCUGUGCUGGUCGGGGGAGGCCUGGUAGGCCUGCGGCUGCCUGACACCAGGGCUAAUGUCCUCAUGUAA